AUGGUGGUUCCACCUGAAGUUAGUGAUAUAGGUAGGGCUUGUAAAAGAUUUCUAUUUACUACAGAAUUUGCUGGAUUUCUUAUACUAACGUUUUUUUAGAAUGAAAUGACAUUGUCAAUAGGAAUAAGAUUAUUGAUUGAAGCUAUUUUAGCUGCUUAUUUUUAUUUAAAAUGUAGUGAUUCUUCAGGUAUUCCUCUAAAAGUUGAUGAAGAACAAGAAAUAUCAUAAUUAUCAAUUUCAACAUAAUAAAGAGAUAAUUCUCAAUAAGAAUCAUAUUAAAUACCCCAAAAAUAUGUAUGUUAAGAAUGCAAUAUAAUUUAACCUUAUAGAACCAAACAUUGCAAAAAAUGUAAGAAAUGCAUACCUAAAUAUGAUCAUCAUUGUUUUUGGGUAGGAGGUUGCAUAGGUGAAUUAAAUCAUAGAACAUUUUGGUUAUUUUUAUAUUUUUAAUGUUUGUUAUGUUUUGAUGCUUUAUUUUAGUUUAAUAAAUAGUUGAGUCUCUAUUCAAUUUAUUAAGAAGAUAAAGAAAAUAAAUAUUAGUAACAAUAUUUAAUUAUACUACUUAUUGGAGCUAUUUCAUUUGGAUUUGGUAUUUUUACAGGAGCUUUAUUAUUUUAUCAUACUAUGUUAAUAAUGACUGGACAAACAACUUGGGAACAUACUUAAAGAGAUAAAAUUACAUAUUUGAAAUUUUAUCCAAAAUUUUAUCAUCCUUACAAUUAUGGAAUGUUUAAAAAUAUAAGGAUUACAUUCUUUCAUAAAAACUAACAAUCACAUUGGAUUCCACCAUUAAAAGAUUAAAUAUAAGAAUAAUGUAAUUUAUUUGAUAACAAAUAUUACUCAUGUUGUUGA
Messenger RNA from Paramecium sonneborni, 852 nucleotides. Lineage: Eukaryota; Ciliophora; Oligohymenophorea; Peniculida; Parameciidae. The record is from the annotation of a GenBank genome assembly.